Saccharomyces eubayanus is the source of this 2607-nucleotide messenger RNA. It is a transcript of the gene ZAP1, whose product is annotated as Zap1p. Gene Ontology annotation, cellular component: nucleus. Gene Ontology annotation, biological process: regulation of transcription by RNA polymerase II. The coding region runs from base 1 to 2607 and encodes 868 amino acids. NCBI's taxonomy places the organism in Eukaryota, Fungi, Ascomycota, Saccharomycetes, Saccharomycetales, Saccharomycetaceae. The transcript has a single exon. The record is from RefSeq and is a predicted model, not a curated record. Gene Ontology annotation, molecular function: DNA-binding transcription factor activity, RNA polymerase II-specific; RNA polymerase II cis-regulatory region sequence-specific DNA binding; zinc ion binding.
AUGGAUGCGUUGACCCCCAGAGAGUCCCCCAAGCGCGACGGUUCGAUGGUAACGACUACGGCCACUGCUGCCUCUGCCAAACCAGAAGCCCUGGGCAUAAGCACGGAAGGAAUAGUCCACGGCCACAUCCAUAACUACAACAACAUGACCUAUAUCCAUGGCCACCUUCACCACAGUGCGGCUGCGGAUGACGGCGGGGCCGCUGCUGCCACCGCCAAUACUGCAUUUGCAUCCGAUGCUAGCCAUGCAGCGGGUAGCGGUGGCCAUGCCAAUGAGAAGUGUAAAGAGUACGUUGAUUGCCAGCAUUUUGAGUUUUUGAACUACCAUAACAAUUCCUCUCUGGCGAAAUAUAAUGACACUGAGACAUAUAAAGCUGGUCUGAAGAAUGGUGUGCCCUUCGCAAAAAGUUUCAAUCCGGUAGCUGCUAAGCUAACAAGCCCGCAGGUCGAGUCCAAGAAGGACCUGUCCCACAGGAAGGACUCUUGGUUUAAUGACGACUUGAUAUUAUUGCCCUCUGCCAAGAAAAGCAAGCCAAACCCGCAAUCUGAAACCGAUGACUGUUACUGUACGCCCAAGAUUCUGGAAAUUUGCUGUGACGAAAGCCACCCCACAAAUGCAUCUAAUACUAAACAAAAUAAGCCUGACAACUCAGCCAAGACAUUCAAACCCGAGGAUGAUAACGAUGUUAUAAUAUUUACAGAUGUGAAAAAUGACUACUCUAUGUCGAAUAUUAACCUCCAUGACCAGUACCACAAUACUAGCGGCCACGAAGCUCACGGCCAUAACAAUAACAUGCCUGAUAGCUUAUCUCAGCUUAUGUCUCAUUUAUCAGAAAUAGAUUGCAAUUUGACUUGUGAUACUCCAUGCGCCACGACCACCGACCUCAAUCAUACUCAAGAUAGCCAACCAUUAAACAACGAUGAAGUUUUCCAAAAGUACUGCAAAUUUUGUGAUGAAAAGACCGACAAUCAACCUUGUCCCAGACAUAUGCAUCUCGGCUCCAAGCAACCUCAGCUGACGCCGAAACUUUCGUCUUUGACACCUCCCGCCAAAACUGUACAGGCGUCAAACCAUUCUUAUCAUGAACAUAUCUUAAAUUCAGAUAUGGAUCUAAAAAUCUUGGAGGAUUUGUGCAACAUCUCGUCCUUGUAUGAAGUACCGUUUGGGAAACACAUGAGUCACCACAACCACAUUCACACUGGUGAGGUUGAUCCUGGUAUGGUGAAUCAAAGUAACGGUAAUCAAACCAUGAAUCUAUUACUAUCAAGCAUCAACAGGUGCGAUCCCAAGAAUAACAUUAACAGCAACAUUAACGACAACCCUCUAACUGAAAUGGCUGCAACUGAUCAUCAACACCAUCAUCACAGGAUACAGCUGCACUCUCACAAACCAAACAAAAUUGGUAAUACUAGCAACCCCCCUGCAGUGCCCACCACGAAUACACCAGCUGACCUAACUAACAGUGAUUUGAAUGAGUUAAUUUCCAGAGAAUAUAGUUACGAGAGGUUUAAAAAUCAAAGCGAGCCGCCUUUGCCACCCAAACUUAUUCAUCAGACUCAAACAAAUCGUAGAUCUUGGCUCACCAAGGACCAUGAGUCUAAUGAUUUCAGCUCCCUGCAUAAUACAUUAUCUUCCAGCGUUUCGCCCCCAGUUGAAACAACAAGUACGAUAAAUUUCAACUGGUGCUUUAAAGAAGAAAACAAUAAUGACUUAAAAUGUAAAUGGAAAGAAUGUCCGGAAUCCUGUACCUCUCUGUUUGAUUUACAAAGACACCUGUUAAAGGACCAUGUUUCACAAGACUUCAAAGACUCCCUAGAACCACUAACGUGCAAUUGGGAGGAUUGCGAUUUUCUGGGGGAUGAUACAUGUUCCAUUGUCAACCAUAUUAAUUCCCAGCACGGCAUCAACUUCGACAUCCAAUUCGCCAACCCAGACUCAUUUUUACAGGGUGGUUUGUCAAAGGAAAAACACCAUCUCUUACAUUGCCCGAAUCCUCAAACACAUGAACAUUCAUCUGGUUUGGAACUAUCAGGAAAUGACACAACCAACACAUCACCGUCCGAACAACUCGAACAAGUCCUUUGUCAAUGGGAUGGUUGUAAUAAGCAAUUUUCCAAUGCUCAAGAGUUAAAUGACCAUUUGGAAUCAGCACAUUUAACACGAGGAAAAUCUAAAUAUCAAUGCUUAUGGCAUGACUGUCACCGUACUUUCCCCCAAAGACAAAAACUAAUACGCCACUUGAAAGUGCAUUCAAAAUAUAAACCUUACAAAUGUAAGACUUGCAAAAGAUGCUUUUCUAGCGAAGAAACUUUGGUUCAGCAUACCAGAACGCAUUCUGGUGAGAAACCUUACAAGUGUCAUAUAUGUGAUAAAAAAUUUGCGAUUUCAAGUUCUCUAAAGAUUCAUAUAAGAACUCAUACCGGCGAAAAGCCUCUACAAUGUAAGAUAUGUGGUAAGAGAUUCAACGAAUCAUCGAAUUUGAGCAAGCAUAUCAAGACCCAUAAGAAAAAGUACAAGUGUGCUGACUGUUCUAAAAGUUUUGAUGAUUUAGUGAAAAUGAAUUCACAUAAAGUGAAAUGCUUAUUGGAAAGGGAAACAUAUCUAUGA